Molecule: messenger RNA, 1317 nt
Organism: Sporisorium graminicola
Lineage: Eukaryota; Fungi; Basidiomycota; Ustilaginomycetes; Ustilaginales; Ustilaginaceae
Exons: 1
Coding region: 1-1317 (438 amino acids)
Biological process (GO): cytoplasmic translational termination
Cellular component (GO): cytosol; translation release factor complex
Molecular function (GO): translation release factor activity, codon specific; sequence-specific mRNA binding
Source: RefSeq, a predicted model, not a curated record
AUGGCCAACGCAGUAGACGCCGCCGAGGCCAACAUCCAGAUCUGGAAGAUCAAGAAGCUCGUAAAGCAGCUCGAUGCUGCUCGCGGUGCCGGUACCUCGAUGAUCUCGCUCAUCCUCCCACCAAGAUCUCAAAUCUCCCAAGCCUCCAACAUGUUGACCCAAGAAUACGGUACCGCUUCCAACAUCAAAUCGCGUGUCAACCGUCUCUCGGUGCUCGCCGCCAUCACCUCCACACAGCAGCGUCUCAAGCUGUACAACAGGGUCCCCGACAACGGCCUCGUCGUAUACUGCGGCACCAUCCUCACAGACGAAGGCAAAGAGAAGAAGGUCAACUUUUCCUUCGAGCCCUUCAAGCCUAUCAACACCUCGCUCUACCUUUGCGACAACAAGUUCCACACAGAGGCGCUAUCUGAGCUCCUCGAGGCCGAUGCCAAGUUUGGUUUCAUUAUCAUGGACGGUAACGGUUCGCUUUUCGGUACUCUGUCCGGAAACACACGUACAGUCUUGCAGAAGCUCUCGGUCGACUUGCCUAAGAAGCACGGUCGUGGUGGUCAGUCGGCGCUGCGUUUCGCGCGUCUUCGUGAGGAGGCGCGUCACAACUACGUGCGCAAGAUCGCAGAGCUUUCCACCCAGCACUUUAUCACCGACAACAAGUGCAAUGUUGCCGGCCUUGUGCUUGCCGGUUCUGCCGAUUUCAAGACCGAGCUCAGCCAGUCCGACUUGUUUGACUACCGCCUGCAACCCAAGAUUGUCAAGAUCGUCGACGUCUCGUAUGGUGGAGAGAACGGCUUCAACCAGGCCAUCGAGCUUGCCGCCGAAACGCUCUCCAACGUCAAGUUCGUUCAAGAGAAGAGGCUCAUCCAGAAGUACUUUGACGAGAUCUCGAUGGAGACGGGCAAGUACUGUUUCGGUUUGGACGACACUUUCAAGGCGUUGGACGUUGGUGCCGUCGAGACGCUCAUCGUGUGGGAGAACCUGGACGUGACGCGCUACGUGCUCAAGGACAGCGAAGGUAGCCAGCAAGUGCUUAUGCUCACCAAGGAACAGGAGAAGGACCGCAGCCGUUUCAUGGACCGCGCCACCGGUGAGGCCAUGGAGCAGGUCGAAGAGCCCAUGCCCCUCCUCGAGUGGCUCGCUGAGAACUACCGCCAAUUCGGUACCAACCUCGAGUUCGUUACGGACCGAUCACAAGAAGGCAUGCAGUUCUGCAAGGGUUUCGGUGGUAUCGGUGGUAUUCUGCGUUACAAGGUCGCUUUCGAGGACAUGGCGGUGUUUGAAGACGAGGACGAGUUCAUGAGCGACGACUCGGACGAUUAA